AAACAUACCAAAAAGUAUUACCUGGAGUGAAACUUAUCUCUGUCACGGUUAAAGCUUUCUUUUCGUAUACAAUAAAUUACAAAACUGCCAGUACUCGGCCAGUACUGAACCAGAAGUGGUUACCAGUACUGGUGCCAACUCUGGUAGCCAAUACUGGUAAAAUGUUAUCAUUCCAAAGUUACGCCAACUCUGGCGCCAAUACUGGGUGCCAGUACUGCGCCAUUAGUAAAUUUUUGAUUGGGUAUAUAAUAAUAAGUCUUGUAAAUUUUUGCAACCUUAAAUUGAAGGUUUUUUAAAAUUUUUUCUCAAAAGUUUCAGAUUAUAAUAAGUUACCCUAGUAGAAAUUUGUCCUCGCUAUAAUAAAAGAACUGUCCAAUCGUGCUUGAAUUUGUUUAGUUACUUUACUAGUCAGCUCGCUGACAACUCGAAUGUCAUGUCACGCUUUUUCUUAUCAAAAGUAAUACAUAUUUUACAGAAUAAGAUUUUAACUAAUCAUAAUUCUCAAAAUUUUGUUUUAGAGCUUCGUUAUGCGUCCCGUUUGUCAAACUAAAUUUUAUUGAUUUUUUUAUAUUCAAAGUUGUUCAAUGAUAAAUUUUUAUUAUUGGACGACAAUCCGAUAUUUUUUUAAGGAUUCAGUUUUUUACACGUGCCUCUUUAUUGCUUUAAAAUUUUUAACAUGUGGCGUCUGUAUACACAGUACUUUUGUGAAAGUGUCAAAAUGUUGAACAACGAGCAGAAAAACUUUAUGAAAAACACUAGAUGGAGAAGAGCACUAGAUUUAAAACUAGAACUAACAACAUUCUGCUUUGCACUUCUUAUAUGUCUACCAGAAGCACAUACUCUUAAAAAAACAUCGGAUAACAGAAAAGAUUACUGUUUGAAACCUGAAUGCCUUGACACAGCCUCAAGAGUAUUAGAGUACAUGGACAAAGGUUUUGAUCCUUGCGACAAUUUUUAUAAAUUUGCCUGCGGUAACUUUCCAAAAUCGAGGAGGAUUUCAAAUUACGAAUCGGAUAUAAUCGAUAGUUUUUCCCUUCUUGAGAAUAAAAUUGAUCAAGAAAUGAAGACAAUUCUAGAGAAGAAUGACGAACCUACUGAACCAAACUAUGCAAGAUUAAUAAAAGCUUUUUAUAGAGAAUGUAUGAAUGCAAAUAAAAUCGAACAACAAAAUCUAAAUUUAAUUUUGGACUUGUUAAAAAAAAUUGGUGGAUGGCCACUUUUAGAAGGAAAUUCUUGGAAUAAUGUGAAUUUCCAAUGGGAAAAAUUUGGCUUCCUAUUGGACAGUUUCAAAGAUAAUUUCAUUUCUUCACAUUUUGUUCCAGAUGUAAAAAAUCAUACAACCUUAAUCCUAAAAAUUGAACCACCAACAAAUCUUAAUUUAUCCCCUAAAUAUUAUAAUAAAAUAAAUGACACUGUACAUCUUUUUGGAGCUAAAAAUGAUAAUAUUAAAACUGAUAUAGAUAAAAUUAUCGAAAUAGAAAAAAUGCUUAUUAAUAUAACUGUGCCAACGAGAGAUAGAAAUUAUAAUAAUUGUAUUGGUAUGACUUUUAAAGAACUCAAUGGAAAUUAUUCUAAUAUUUUGUGGAGAGAAUACAUUGAUUCUAUUUUGAACCCAGUUACUAAUAUCAGAGAUGAUGAUAUUAUAUUUGUUGUGGAUCUAAGCUACUUUCAUCAAUUGAACAAUCUAAUUAAUCAGAUCUCAAAAAAAGAUCAAGCAAAUUAUGUUAUAUGGAAAGCAAUUAACGAUCUUCUUAGUAAUUAUGUUGGCGCUAGUGAAGACAAUCCGCAGAAAUGGAAACAUUGUUACUAUACUGUAGAUAAUUUUUUCCCUAAUAGUCUUGGAAUGCUCUAUGUCAAAUACUACUUCAAUUUAUCAGAAUCUGGGAAAAAAGAUAUCGACGAAAUGUUGGAAAAUAUUGUUCAGCAGUUCAAUACUCUUCUAAAUGAGAGUUAUUGGCUGGAUGAUAAAAUAAAGGAAAAGGCUUUAGAGAAACUUGCAUCAUUGUCUAUAACACAUCCAGUAAUUUACAAAUUAUUUGAUGACAUGGAAAUUGAUGAAUAUUACGCAAAGUUGAAUAUAACGCCAAAUAAUUAUCUUCAAUUAAUAAUUGACAUACAAAAAUUUAACAGAAAUAAAGCUGUAGAUUUAUUUAGAAAAUCUUUAAAUACAAACAGUUGGUAUCUACUGUUCAAUCCAAUGAUAGUGAAUACAAUAUUCAUUUAUGAUGAUAAUAGUAUUGCUUUACCACCCGGUAUUUUUCAAGGAGUUUUCUUUAAUGAAAACAUACCUCAGUACAUGAAUUAUGGAGCAAUCGGAUUUUACAUUGGACACGAAUGUACUCACGGUUUUGACAGUUUUGAUAGUCUGAGAAAUCUCGACAAUUGGUGGGAGCCGGAAAGCAGAGAAAAUUUUCGUUCAAGGAUUCAAUGCCUUAUUAAUCAAUAUGGAAACUAUACAUUAAAUGAAGUUAAUUUAAAUAUAAAUGGCACGAGAACGGCAAAAGAAAAUACUGCAGAUAAUGGUGGAGUUAAAACUGCAUAUUUAGCUUAUCAGAGCUAUGUGAAAAAACAUGGUCGCGAAGCUUUGUUGCCAGGUGUAAAUUAUACACAACUUCAGCUCUUUUGGAUUAGUUUUGCCCAAACUUUAUGCGAGAAAAUUACUUUAGAUGUACAGAGGGAGAAAAUUAACAUCUACAAUCACAGUCCUAAUGAAUUUCGAGUUCUUGGUUCCCUUGUCAACCGAGAAGAAUUUGCAAAAGAUUUUCAAUGUUCAAACAACAAGAGGAUGAAUCCUAGAGAGAAGUGUUCCGUUUGGUAAUUCCAAAAACGAAAUUGACAAUUCAAUAUAAACAUAGAGAUCUGUUUGAACGAUUUUAUUUAAUUUAACACAGUUUUUGAGUUUUAUUUUUAUAAAUUAAGAAUUCCAUUUUCUAAGUGUAAUACAAAUAAAUAUUUAUUUUCUUAUAUUAGUCAAGUAACCGACUAAUUGAAUGAAAUAAAUUUGCUUUCAGUGUAGAAAAAAAA
This is a messenger RNA of Leptopilina boulardi, 3024 nucleotides long. Its product is annotated as neprilysin-2-like. The record is from RefSeq and is a predicted model, not a curated record. Gene Ontology annotation, cellular component: plasma membrane. Lineage: Eukaryota; Metazoa; Arthropoda; Insecta; Hymenoptera; Figitidae. Gene Ontology annotation, molecular function: metalloendopeptidase activity. Gene Ontology annotation, biological process: protein processing. The transcript is spliced from 11 exons. The coding region runs from base 677 to 2818 and encodes 713 amino acids.